AUAAAUAUAGAAGUUUAGGGUGGUGAAAGAACAAAAGAUGAAAUGUGUCUACAUUACUUUCUUUAUUAUCCUCGUAUGAAAAAUUUUUACGGUUGCUUGUCAUUCAAUUCUGAAUAAGCAUGGAAACGAGUAAUGAAUCGUUCUGAGUAAGUCUAGAGGUUUUAUUACUUUAAUUGAGUUAUUUUUUGUUUCAAAUAUUUCUGUCUAAAGAUCAACAUUUGACUAUGCAAAACUUGGAAAAUGGUUAAAGGAACUAAAAUGGACACCGGAAUUAGUAGUACAAUGGCAGAAAUUGUAUAAUGAAGCUCCACGUUCUGUUGUGGUUGGUCAAGCAGACAAUUUUACAUUAAUAAAUCUAACUAAAAUACCAGAAUAUGAAGAUUUGAAAAUACCAAAAUGUAAAAAAAACAUUUAG
Molecule: messenger RNA, 415 nt
Organism: Rotaria sp. Silwood2
Lineage: Eukaryota; Metazoa; Rotifera; Eurotatoria; Philodinida; Philodinidae
Source: the annotation of a GenBank genome assembly